UGGGAUAUGUGAGGUCUAACCAUCUGAUUCCUGCAAUGAUGCUUUCAGAAACAUUAAGAUUUCUAACCCACAGUUUGGAGAAAACUGUCUUCUUACUGGGUUUGCUAACAGCUGGAUGUGGACAAGCUGAAUCCAACUGCACAAAUCGCAGAUGUCUGGCUGAAAUGUUGAUAGGGAAAAACUAUUCAACUCAACCACAGAAUGAAAACUGCACCCAAAUGAUAUACGUGCCUUUCAUUGAGUACCAGACUCUGUCAGUUGACACAAAGAAUCUCCGCCUAAUUAGUCGUCUGCAAGCAGUAAUUGAAUGGAGAGAUCCUGAGUUGGAAUGGGACACAUCAGUUUACAACUAUAAUGAAGUUGUCCUGCCAGUAGAUAAGGUCUGGACCCCAGAGAUCCAUGUAACAAAUGGAAUACUAACAACUAUGCAGCACAGCUCUCGUGAUCUGCUGGCAUUCAGUAAUGGCACCCUGAGGCACACUGUGAUCAUAAACGCUGAGGUGAACUGUGAAGUCAAUCUGUUUAACUAUCCCUUCGCUGCUGAUGAAUGUCCGGUCGCAAUCCAAACCUGGUCCGCUCGCGGAUGUGGUACAGAGCUGCUAUUGGGUGAUUUGAAGAUGGUCGAUAGUGACCAUGGAGACUGGAAAACUGACAAUGUGGCCCUCCAGAAAAUGAGAGAUGACCGGAAUUACAUCAUGGUGGCACUGAGCAUCAAAUAUAUCAACCCCUUCAUUACAUUACUGCUGCCCAGCAUUCUGAUCAUCUUGGCUGACAUUGUCAGCUUUGCCCUGCCACUGGGAGGUGGUGAACGCAACUCUUUCAAGGUCACCCUGGUGCUCAGCUUCACCAUGUUCCUCAUCAUCCUCAACGAUAAGCUCCCUGGAGACAGCCAGUGCAGCCCCAUCAUCCGAACCCACUUCUGUGUUUGUCUGGUGCUCUUGAUGUUGAGCAUGCUGGUGUCUUUGGUGCUGACACGGGUGGCAAAAGAUGGCAGCCUCAUUUUCUGCUGCUCAUCCAAAGGGCCAGGCACAAAAAACACAGGAAACAAGAAAGAGAAAGAGGGCGAGGCAGCCAAAGCUGACAUCAGUGUCGUUCAGGUGAAUGGUUCAGAGGAGGACAAGCAAAUGCUCAGAAAGGUGGUAAACUUCCUGGAAGCUUUUGACGCCAAGGAACUACAGAGUGAGAGAAAUCAGAAGUUUGCAAGCACAGUGGACAAAGCCUUUUUCUGGUUCUAUUUCUUUUUUGGCACUGUGUACUUCUGUGCCAUGACUUAUGUGAUGGUAAGGUAUACAUGUACAGUUAACCAUUUUGAUUUCUGGUACUAACACAAUUAGUUAACUGUGUGUUUUUGUGCGCUGAAAAAAACAAACCGCUAAAUUAAACUACUCAAUAAAUUCAACAACUUAAGUCAAAUUCAGAACACAAAUGCAAAAAUUCAAAUAUCGAUGCAAAUCUCAGCACACAUUUAUUAUAUUUGUUACACGUAUUAAACCUCACAUUCACUAUGUCAAAUAUUGUGGCGCUGAUUUGUGCAUGUAUGAUAACAAAUGUGUGUUAGCAUAUUCACACGAUUUAUGCAAUAUACAAAAUUAUUAUGAAGUAAGACAUUUGUACGCACAGCAAAACCUUAUUAAAUGUGAGGAGAAGACAUGGAGGGAUGUGUGGGAUACAGAACCAGCUGCACGCUGAUGUUCCUUUGUUGCCACCUAGUGGUUGAAUCAUUCACUGCAGACAAACUAGUGACCAACUGAGCUCCUUAUGGUUCAUUGACUUGGACCUAAUGACAUUUUAACCAGCAGGACCUCAGCUUGAGUUGAACAUUUCAUGACUCUCAUAAAAACAAAGCUGCUUAAAAGAUUAAGUUCAGCUAAUGAAUACACUUUUAGAUUUAAUAACAUAAUGUUAGAUUCAAUUGCAAAUAAAGUGAUAUUCUUAGUGUACAAGUUUAUCUGAACUAGUCACCAGGGACAU
This is a messenger RNA of Toxotes jaculatrix (banded archerfish), 1971 nucleotides long. RefSeq names its product 5-hydroxytryptamine receptor 3A-like. Gene Ontology annotation, biological process: signal transduction; nervous system process; regulation of membrane potential. NCBI's taxonomy places the organism in Eukaryota, Metazoa, Chordata, Actinopteri, Toxotidae. The transcript has 9 exons. Gene Ontology annotation, cellular component: synapse; membrane; neuron projection. Bases 36 to 1325 code for a protein of 429 amino acids. Gene Ontology annotation, molecular function: extracellular ligand-gated monoatomic ion channel activity; neurotransmitter receptor activity; transmembrane signaling receptor activity. The record is from RefSeq and is a predicted model, not a curated record.